Rotaria sp. Silwood2 is the source of this 792-nucleotide messenger RNA. The record is from the annotation of a GenBank genome assembly. Lineage: Eukaryota; Metazoa; Rotifera; Eurotatoria; Philodinida; Philodinidae.
AUGUUAAACGAUGUUGAAUCAAAAUUUCCACAUUCUCAAUCAAUAUCAUUUCGAUUAAAACCUGCUACUCCAACAUUACCAUUAUUACCAGAAGAUAAUAAUAAUAAUAAAAUUUUCAAAUCCGAAAUUUAUUUUAAUCCAACACUUAAUGAAAAAAUUAAUCUUUUAGAACCAAAACUACAUGCUGAUUUAUCUUAUUGUUAUUUAACUGAUGCCGAUAUGUCAAUCGUCAUUAAUGAUAUAAUUAUUGAUAAAAAAUGUACAGAACUUUGGUUACAUGGAAAUAACAUAACAUCACGUGGUGCAGCAAUAUUAUCAUCAAGUUUAAUAAAUAAUUCAAAAUUAAAAAGUCUUGACUUAUCAUUUAAUUCAAUUUCUGAUACAGGUGUAUAUUCAUUAAGUCAAGCAUUAUUACCAAAUAAAAAUUCAUCUCUUAAAAUUCUUUAUCUUAGUAAAAAUAAUAUUUCAAAUGAUGGAGUUAUAUAUUUAUCUGAAAUGCUUAAAACAAAUUAUACAUUAAAAGAAUUAUGGUUAUCACAUAAUGGAAUUGAUGACGAAGGUGUUAAAAAAUUAGCUCAUGUAUUAGCUUAUUAUAAUAAGACAUUGAAAACUUUAUCUCUUUCAAUGAAUAUGCUCAUAACGAAUGCAUCUAUUGAUUAUCUUAUUGAAAUGUUUGAACAUAAUCGAACAUUAAAACACAUUUGGAUCAAGGAUUGUAAUUUAAGUGAACAAGGCAAAAUGAAACUUCGUCAAAAAGCUAAUCAAAAGAGAAAUUUAAAAAUUGAAUUGUAA